This is a messenger RNA of Poeciliopsis prolifica (blackstripe livebearer), 717 nucleotides long. Its product is annotated as MORN repeat-containing protein 2-like. The record is from RefSeq and is a predicted model, not a curated record. Lineage: Eukaryota; Metazoa; Chordata; Actinopteri; Cyprinodontiformes; Poeciliidae. The transcript has 4 exons. The coding region runs from base 257 to 610 and encodes 117 amino acids.
CCCCGCCGUUACUAUGGCAACGCCUACCUGCAGCGAACUGCCGGAGCUCAUUCUUAAUGAAAACGUGUGAAAAGUUUAGACUAAUCACACCAAUUUGGGGACAUCUAAGACCGAUUCUCCAAUCUCCACGACUCUGGGUUCAAUUUUCCGACUUUACACUUUUUUUCCCUUUUUUUUCUUUCUCCCCCUUCACAGUGAAACAGCGUCUGUUGUGGACUCUGACAGCCAUCUGCCAACUGAGGGAAGCUGUCAUAGCAUGACUGAGGGCGAGUGUCGCAAGUCUGAAUCUGGAGAGCUGGUGAGAAGCGGCACAGGAAAACACACUUCAGCCAGUGGCAUCGUAUACACCGGAGAGUGGCAAGAGGACAAAAUGCUGGGCAAAGGGACCCUGCAGUUUCCCUCUGGGGCCGUGUAUGAAGGAGAGUUCAAAGACAACGCGUACAGCGGCUGGGGAACAUACACAUUUCCGGACGGCUCUAUGUACAAGGGCCAAUUUUACAAUGACAGGCUGGAGGGAGAGGGUACCUUCACUGACACACAAGGCCUGAAGUGGACUGGAGACUUCCACGGUGAAGCAGCACUUGGUCUCAAACUGAUGCACAACCUCUAGACAAAAAAAAAAAAAAAAAAAAAACAGACUAAAGAAUCAUUGUUCUAGAGCUAGACCACAUUAGGAAAACACUAACACUGAAAGUUGAUUAAACGUUCAAAUGUGAA